Molecule: messenger RNA, 415 nt
Organism: Emys orbicularis (European pond turtle)
Lineage: Eukaryota; Metazoa; Chordata; Testudines; Emydidae
Gene: C7H10orf143
Product: chromosome 7 C10orf143 homolog
Exons: 4
Coding region: 1-339 (112 amino acids)
Source: RefSeq, a predicted model, not a curated record
AUGGAGCUGCUGGCGCUGCACACGCGGCGGCGGCGGCGGGGGGCGCUGCUCCCGCAGGAGCCGGGAGAACCGGAGCGCAAACGAGUAUGCAAGAGUUUAGAGACCGUUCCAAAUGAGAGUGAUUUUUGCCACCAAUUAAAUGAAUGUGCUAUGGAUUACUGGACUAUGGAGCUGGAUUCUAAACAGAAAGGUACCACAGAACAAUUUAUUCCUCAGACUCCUAAGGAAAAGCCAAAUUCAAUGAUUUUUCAAAAUCAUGGAAGCAAAGGUACUGCCCAGCCUUGCCCAAGAUGUAUUGCAGGAGAAUCUGGACACUUCAACCAUAUUAUGGGCUUCUAGAAGAAGAGAGCCUGCAAAGCAGCAAUGUUCAGUUUCUGUUUUUAAAACAUAAGAACAUGCAUGUGUAAAUGCCGUA